UAGAUUAAGGGUUCAAAAUUCUAAGGUUAUAAUAAUAAGAUGCCUAGAGCCGUAAAGUAUAUGUUAUAUUAUAAUAUAUUCUAUCCAUUUUGGGUUACAUCGUUAUGUGUUGUAUCAAAGGUCUUAAUAAUUGAAUUGUAGUAUUCGUAGUGUGAAAUUGGGUCCGAAAUUGAAUGCUGACAAAUUUGGAAAUAUUUGAAUAUUUUGAUUAAAGUUUCAAUAUGCAGUCGGAACAAAGUCUUACUUCUUCUGUUAAAGAAAAAUUUGAAUUGACUGAGGAUAUGAGGAAGAAGCUUACAGAAUUGCCUCAAAUAUUAGAGUUCAUUGAAAAUUUAUUGAAAUAUAUUGGCAAAUAUAAAAAAAAAAUUAAAAAGUUGAAAUCAGAAAAUAAGAAAACACCAAUAAGAAAAGAUGCAGCAGUCCAAACAAGUUUCCAAUUGCACUGUGAAAGCAAACCAGUACAUAGCUUCGAUGAACCAGUUGAAAGUAUAACAGUAGAUAUAACAAAAGCUGCUGAGCAAGCUAUCCAAAAUUCUGGAUUUGUUUAUGAAAAAACUUCGGGAAUGUAUUAUGAUUAUAACACUGGCUACUAUUACAAUGCAGAAUAUGGACUUUAUUAUGAUGGUAAUAGUGGUACCUACUUACAAUAUAAUCAAGAUACAAAGUCAUAUGAGUAUCAUUCUCAAAUUCACCUAGAUGCUCAAGAACCAAAGUUUCCAGAAAAGAUUGGUAAAAGAAAAAUAAAAAAUGAGGUUGAAGGAAAAGCUAAACGUAAAAAAACCAAUAAGAAUAAUGAUCCUGUCGAUGUUGAAGAAGGUGAAUGUACAGAAAGUGGUUCAUCAGAUGUGAUUUCUAGUUCCGAAGAUGAGGCUGAUUCUGAGAGCGAUUUGAAUAAGAGGUGGCCUCCUUGUAUGAGAGUAAUUGUUGAAGAAUCACAAGUUCCUAGUUUGAAAAAAGGAUCAUUACAUAUAAUUACAUUUGAAGGAGGAAGUAUUGGGCGUGAAGGAAAUCAUUCAAUAACAAUAUCUGAUAUUAAUAUAAGCAAACAUCAUUUGAAUAUCAUUUAUAAUAAGGAUUCCAACAAGUUCCAAGCUGUGGAUAUGGGUUCUAGGAAUGGUACCCUAUUAAAUGGUGUGAGGAUGUCAACUUCAAAGCAAGAGAGUGAAUGUUUGGAUGUAGUUCAUGGGAGUAGACUUCAACUUGGUUCUACAGUACUUUUAUGCCAUGUACAUGAAGGUUCACAAACUUGUGGACAUUGUGAACCAGGACUUCUGAAACAAGAUGAUAGUGAUAUGAUCGAUGAAAAGACAAAAACUGUAAAAAGGGAAAGUCAUAGAAAAGAGUUGAAGAAUUUAAAAAAGAAGUUUGGAAUGAAUAAUUUCCAUACUGAAAAGACUAGUUUAGCUUCAGGUUAUACAGAUAGAGCACAAAAGCGGAGAGAGAUUAUUGGUAGUCAUAAUGAACAUGAAAAAACUGAGGUGUCUUCAUUAAAUGAAUCAAUUUCUUCAAAGAAUAAAGGAUUUCAAUUACUGUCAAAAAUGGGUUGGAAGGAAGGACAAUCCCUUGGAAAAGAGGGACAAGGAAUUAUAGAACCAAUAAAAUUAGUUUCCAACGAAGGCACCUCUGGUGUAGGGAGUUCCAAUCCUGAUGUCAUUGAGGUUUCAAAGGAGCAGAAAAAAAAGAAACUGAUAUGGAAGAAGACACAAGAGAGAUUUGAUAAGUUGCAAGAGACGAACAAUAUUUUUGAAGAUGAAGAUUAAUUCUUUGUUAUGAAAUCAAAAAAGUUGAUUUAAUAUUAAUUUUUCUAAAAAAAAAAAACAUCAUUUAUUUGAAUCGUUCAUAUCAUUGAAUAAAACUAAGAUGUUUUAUUUUGUGAAAUAAAAUAUAAAAAAAAAAUUAAUUAUUGUUAUGUUACUCUACUUAAAUAUUAAAUAUAUAUAAAUACCAUUUAUUUGAAUCGUUCAUAUCAUUGCAUAGAACUCGGAUGUUUUAUUUUGUGAAAU
Molecule: messenger RNA, 2003 nt
Organism: Harmonia axyridis
Lineage: Eukaryota; Metazoa; Arthropoda; Insecta; Coleoptera; Coccinellidae
Product: angiogenic factor with G patch and FHA domains 1
Exons: 8
Coding region: 222-1760 (512 amino acids)
Molecular function (GO): nucleic acid binding; protein binding
Source: RefSeq, a predicted model, not a curated record